Molecule: messenger RNA, 276 nt
Organism: Aureobasidium vineae
Lineage: Eukaryota; Fungi; Ascomycota; Dothideomycetes; Dothideales; Saccotheciaceae
Source: the annotation of a GenBank genome assembly
AUGAACGAAAUGGCCUAUAUCGUGCAAGCGUGGCUACCCCUUCUGGUCUGGCAACAAGUUGAUGCUCCCAAGUACCACAAAGGUUUCAUCACGGUAACCUGCCUAUCUGUGUGCAUCAUCAUCACAGCAUUGGGGACUAGAUUCUUGCACGAUAGGGAGAUUCAAAGAGGAGAGAAGGAGGUCAUCAGAGGAGAAACGGAAGGGUAUGAGACUGGUGUUGAAACCCCUCUGCAGCACACGGUUGAGGUUCAAAGUGGAGGUAAGGCUUAUGUUUAA